Messenger RNA from Capra hircus (goat), 3618 nucleotides. RefSeq names its product F-box protein 30 (gene FBXO30). The transcript has 3 exons. The record is from RefSeq and is a predicted model, not a curated record. The coding region runs from base 215 to 2452 and encodes 745 amino acids. NCBI's taxonomy places the organism in Eukaryota, Metazoa, Chordata, Mammalia, Artiodactyla, Bovidae. Gene Ontology annotation, molecular function: zinc ion binding; protein binding; ubiquitin protein ligase activity.
CGGGGCGCGCGGAGAGGACCGGCGCCGGGAGAGGACGCCGAGGAGAGAAAAGCCGGCGGCCCGGUGGGGCAGAGGGGCGAGCAGCAGGCGGGUUGCACGGGGGUGUGGGGCGCUGAGUGGCGCCGGGACAGCGGGGAGCAGCUGAGCACGGCGGCCGCGGCAGCUGGGAUUUGGGCCGCGGUUCGGCCGGGCCGGCCGAGCUGAACUGGCCAUCAUGGAGGAAGAGCUGCAGCAUUCGCACUGCGUUAAUUGUGUCAGUAGACGAUGUAUGACAAGACCAGAGCCUGGGAUUUCCUGUGACUUGAUUGGUUGUCCAUUGGUUUGUGGAGCAGUUUUCCAUGGAUGUAAGGCUGAUGAGCAUCGACUUCUAUGUCCAUUUGAACGAGUGCCUUGCUUAAAUAGUGACUUUGGAUGUCCAUUUACAAUGGCUCGAAAUAAAGUUGCUGAACAUCUAGAAAUGUGUCCUGCAAGUGUGGUGUGCUGUACGAUGGAAUGGAACCGAUGGCCAGUUAGUUAUGCAGACCGGAAAUCAUAUGAAAAUCUAAGCAGAGAUGUUGAUGAAGUGGCACAAUUAGAUAUGGCCUUGGCCCUUCAAGACCAACGGAUGCUCUUAGAAUCUCUUAAAGUAGCCACCAUGAUGUCAAAAGCAACUGAUAAAGUGUCAGAACCUAGAGAACAGAUCUCAGUUAAACCAAGUGUCUCAGAAAUACCACAUACUAAUGGUUUGGUGUCUGUUGAUGAAGAAUCUUAUGGUGCACUGUAUCAAGCUACUGUUGAAACAACCCGAAGUUUGGCUGCUGCUUUAGAUAUUCUGAAUACUGCUACAAGAGACAUUGGCAUGUUAAGUACGAGUCUUUGUGCUUCCCCAAAUGAAAUGAAUGAAGAGCAAAAUGCCAGAGAAAGCUUACAGAAUAGAAACCCGAAAGACCAGGACCAUCUUUAUGAGGAUGAGAUGGGAGCAGUAGGUGGGAUUGACCAUAAGGACACAAGUCAGAGUGCCCAGUUGGAACAAAAUGGCUCAAGUGAUUUAUUGUGUGACUUGGAUGCCAGUUCUUAUGGCACUCCUGCUCUUUGUAAUGGCUUUCCUUUGGAAGAUAUAUGUGCACAGGUCAUUGAGCAGAACCAGGAUUUACGUACUGACUCAAAACAAAGUAACUUAACAAAUGGAGAAUGUGUAGCAUCAGAUGGCUCUUCAGAACCUUCUAGUUCACUUUUAGUAGCAGCACAAAUUAGGGAAGUAAUACCACCUGAUGCUUUGCCUAAUGGCACAGUUCAGCAUAUCCUCAUGCCAGAUGAUGAUGAAGACUUGUGUUGGAAAAAGGUAGACUUAGGGGACCUACGGAAUGUGGAUGUCUUAUCUUUCAGUCACCCUCCUUCAUUCAAAUUUCUUUCGAAUUCAUGUUGGUCUAAACCAAAGGAAGAUAAAGCAGUAGAUACAUCAGAUUUGGAAGUUGCGGAAGAUCCAAUGGGUCUCCAGGGAAUAGAUCUAAUCACAGCAGCAUUACUGUUUUGUCUAGGAGAUUCUCCAGGUGGAAGAGGUAUAUCUGAUAGUCGAAUGGCUGAUGUUUAUCACGUUGACUUUGGGACUCAGACUUUUUCACUUCCAUCUGCCAUUUUAGCUACAAAUACAAUGGUUGGGGAAAUAGCUUCAGCUUCAGCUUGUGAUCAUGCCAACCCACAGCUUUCAAAUCCAAGCCCUUUUCAGACACUGGGGCUGGACUUAGUAUUGGAAUGUGUUGCUAGGUACCAGCCCAAGCAGCGUCCAAUGUUUACAUUUGUUUGUGGACAAUUAUUUAGAAGAAAAGAAUUUUCAUCGCAUUUUAAGAAUGUGCAUGGUGACAUUCAUGCUGGACUCAAUGGCUGGAUGGAACAGAGGUGUCCUCUAGCAUAUUAUGGUUGUACCUAUUCACAGCGUAGAUUUUGUCCGUCAACACAAGGAGCAAAGAUUAUACAUGAUCACCAUUUGCGGUCAUUUGGAGUUCAGCCGUCUGUAUCCACAGUGUUAGUAGAGCCUGCUAGAAACUGUGUGCUGGGUUUACAUAGUGACCAUCUAAGUAGUCUUCCUUUUGAAGUCCUGCAACAUAUUGCAGGGUUUCUCGAUGGCUUCAGCUUAUGCCAGCUCUCAUGUGUAUCCAAGUUAAUGAGGGAUGUAUGUGGCAGUCUUCUCCAGUCUCGCGGAAUGGUCAUACUUCAGUGGGGGAAAAAGAAGUAUCCAGAAGGAAAUUCGUCAUGGCAGAUCAAAGAAAAGGUAUGGCGAUUCAGUACCGCAUUUUGUUCUGUCGAUGAAUGGAAGUUUGCUGACAUCCUGAGCAUGGCUGACCACCUGAAGAAGUGCAGUUACAACAUUGUAGAGAAGCGGGAGGAAGCGAUCCCACUGCCGUGUAUGUGCGUGACGCGAGAACUCACUAAAGAGGGACGUUCACUUCGCUCAGUUUUAAAACCUGUACUUUAAAAAGUCAAAUUCCACUUGCACAUAUGUGCAAGCUCCUAGUAUAAUUUCUUUGUAAUAUGUGACACUUUAUUAAUGUAUUAAAGAUUACAACUAGCUAAAUUUAUUGUCACUAUGUAUAUAAUGUUUUGAAGUGACAUAUAUUUUUAUAAAGUACUGAUUAGUUGGGAAAAAGUUGCCUUAAUAUUUGAAAUGUGUGAAUUUUUUGGAACUUGCUGGACAGGGUGAUUUAAUUUUUAGCUACAUAAUUUUCAGAAUUAGUAUUUUUAAUGGUGUGCAUAUUUUGGUUCUUACAUUUUUUGCUUCUUAAACUAACAAGAUCCUGACCAAACAAUUUAUUCCUCAUUUUCUGUGGGUUACAACCCAUGCAUUCAAAAAGCAAAACUUUGAUUCUGAUUUUUACAUCAUAGGCUCUUCAGAUAAAGCAUUCAGUUGCUUAAGCACUGCAUAAAAACAUUAUAAAAUUUUUAUUUUCUAGUGUUCCCCUUACAUAACUGUUGAUAUGGAGAUGAUCUGUAAUGUAUACAUAAUAUUUAAAUCGUGAAUGAUGUGGAUAAUGCCAUUUGUCGUGUUUUAAAAAAGUCCACAAAAAUGUUGUCUCCUGUUGUGUUUACACCUCUCAUACAGAGAGUUACCAUUUGCAGCUUUUUUUGGUUAGAUGCCACAUCCAAAGACUCAUGGCAAUAUGUUACGUGAUAGGUUAAAGCAAAACAAAACAAAAAGCCUGUGAAUUUAAUUUGAAAUUGUAUAUAUUUGCUAGGAAUUUGAUAUUUGGAGAGAAGAAGAUACAGUCGACCCUUCAUAUCUGCAUAUGCAUGGAUUCAAUCGAAGGAUGAAAAAUAUUUGGAAAAAAAAAUUUCAUGAAAUUCCAAAAAACACAACUUGAAUUUGCCACUCAUCUUCAACUAUUUACAUAGCACUUACAUUAUAUUUGGGCUUUCCUGGUGGCUCAGACAGUAAAGAAUCUGCCUGCAAUGCAGGAGACAUGGUUUGAUCCAUGGAUCGGGAAGAUCCCCUGGAGAAGGAAAUGGCCACCCACUCCAGUGUUCUUGCCUGGAGAAUUCCAUGGACAGAGGAGCCUGGCGGGCUACAGUCCAUGGGGUCGCAAAGAGUCAGACAUGACUGGGUGACUAACAUUACACUACUACUACAUUAUAUUUACAAUUAUU